AUGGCUCCUCAAGUUUUUCGCACCCAAUCUCUGGUUCCUCCGUUGCACCAUGAACUCUUUCUUCUCUACACCAUCCUCAUAUUUCUGUCCUCCAACACAAUAGUAUUCACAUCAGCACAAGCUAGCAACAGAUCUGAGAGUGACCGGCAAGCCCUUCUCUGCUUCAAAUCUGGCAUCUCCAAGGGAUCUGCCCGUGUUCUUGGAUCAUGGCGCAAUGACUCGCUCAACUUCUGCGGCUGGCGAGGGGUCACCUGCAGCACCACCCUCCCAAUCCGCGUCGUGUCCCUCCAACUCAGGUCUACGCUGCUCACAGGAACACUAUGCAGUUGCAUGGCAGCCCUUAAUUCUCUAGUUCAGUUGGACCUUUGGAACAAUAAGUUAUCUGGAAGCGUACCUGAAGAGAUAGGUGAGCUUCGGAGCCUCCAAACCCUGAUGCUUGCUGGCAACAGGCUUUCAGGUAACAUCCCUCUGUCAUUAGGUACAGCUGCAUCUCUUAGAUCUGUCAACCUUGCAAACAAUUCUCUUAGCGGAGCUAUUCCUGAUUCCUUAGCAAAUAGUUCGUCACUUAGUGAGAUAAUCCUCUCACGUAAUAACUUAUCUGGGGGGAUCCCAGCCAAUUUGUUCAACUCAUCCAAACUUGCUGCUGUUGACCUCCGGUCGAAUGCUCUCUCUGGGGCUAUCCCACAUUUCCAAAAGACGUCAGCUCUGCAGUUUCUCGAUCUUACAGGGAAUUCACUUUCUGGCACCAUACCAGCAUCUUUAGGAAAUGCCUCAUCCUUGCGUUCACUCCUGCUAGCACAGAACAAGUUAGCAGGAUCAAUUCCGGAAACUAUCGGUCAAAUUCCAAAUCUAAAAAGGGUAGAUCUAAGUAAUAACAUGUUCUCGGGGUAUGUCCCAGCUACCUUGUACAAUGUGUCAUCACUCACAUUCUUUAGCCUAGGCAGCAACAAAUUUACUGGACAGCUACCUUAUGACAUUGGCCACUCACUUCCAAACCUCGAAACAUUAGCAAUGGGACUCAACAAAUUUCGUGGAUCAGUCCCGGAUUCCCUGACCAACAUGUCAAAGCUCCAAGUGCUUGAUAUUUCAAGCAACUUGCUUACUGGCGUAGUGCCAUCUCUAGGAUCCUUGGCAAACUUGAGUCAACUGCUUCUAGGAGAUAAUAAACUCGAAGCUGAUGACUGGGCCUUCCUUACCUCUCUGACCAAUUGCACUCAGUUGUUAAUAUUAUCAAUGGAUGGAAAUAUCCUGAAUGGAAGUUUGCCAAAAGCAGUAGGCAAACUUUCAACAAAGCUUCAGCGGUUAAGCUUUGGAAGAAACCAAAUUUCUGGAAACAUACCAGCUGAGAUAGGGAAGCUUGUAAGUCUCGCUCUGCUUGACAUGGGCCGGAACAUGCUCUCAGGACCAAUUCCCCUGACAGUUUGGAACUUGAGCAAUUUGGUUGUCCUAAAACUUUCCAUGAAUAGGUUGUCAGGUCAGAUUCCAUCAACAGUGGGUAAUCUUGUUCAACUCAGCCAGCUUCAUCUUGAUGAUAAUGAAUUGUCUGGAAACAUACCAGAAAAUAUAGGACAAUGCAAAAGGCUGCUUAUGCUAAACAUGUCAGUUAACCACCUUAAUGGAUCCAUACCAAGAGAACUCUUCAGUAUUUCCUCCCUUUCAUUGGGCUUGGACUUGUCAAACAACAACCUGACUGGGCCAAUACCAUGGGAAGUUAGUAACCUGAUCAAUCUUGGUCUCCUUGAUGUUUCCAACAACAGAUUAUCUGGUAGCCUUCCUUCUGAACUUGGCCUGUGUGUUCAACUGCUAUCCCUUCAGAUCAGAAGCAACAUGCUUAACGGGAGUAUUCCCGAGUCUUUCAGCAAACUGAAGGUCAUACAGCAGAUAGAUCUGUCCGAGAACAAUUUAACUGGUCAAGUUCCACAGUAUUUUGUGAACUUCAGCAGCUUAAAUUAUAUUAAUAUAUCAUACAAUAAAUUUGAAGGGCCAAUCCCGACUGGUGGCAUAUUUCGAAAUUCAGCUGCAGUAUUCCUGCAAGGCAACACAGGCUUAUGUGAAACAGCUGCUGCCAUAUUUGGAUUGCCCAUUUGCCCAACCUCCUCAGCAACAAGAAGGAAGAUCAACGCACGCCUGCUGCUGAUAAUAGCUCCACCAAUUACUAUUGCCGUGAUCUCAUUAUUAUGUGUUGUUGUCACUAUUACGAAGGGAACUAAAGCUCAACCAUCUGAAAGCUUCAAGGAGACAAUGAGGAGGGUGUCAUAUGGAGACAUCCUUAAAGCCACCAAUUGGUUUUCUCUGGUCAACCGGAUCAGUUCAAGUCAUACAGCAUCCGUCUACAUUGGCCGGUUUGAGUUCGAGACAGACCUAGUGGCCAUCAAGGUAUUCCAUCUCAGUGAGCAAGGUUCAAGAAAUAGCUUUUUCACUGAGUGCGAAGUGCUAAAACACACUCGCCACCGCAAUUUGGUUCAAGCUAUCACUCUGUGCUCAACGGUAGAUUUUGAGGGUGAAGAAUUAAAGGCCAUAGUAUAUGAGUUCAUGGCAAACGGUAGCCUGGACAUGUGGAUACACCCAAGGGUGGGUAGCUCAAGGAGGCUGCUGAGCUUGGGCCAGCGGAUAAGUAUUGCUGCUGAUGUGGCUUCUGCUCUGGACUAUAUGCACAACCAGCUGACACCUCCUUUGAUCCACUGCGAUUUGAAGCCUGGCAAUGUUCUGCUGGACUACGACAUGACCUCACGCAUCGGUGACUUCGGGUCCACCAAGUUUCUCUCUUCAAGUAGUGGCGGACCAGAAGGCUUGAUUGGCGUCGGAGGAACGAUUGGAUAUAUUGCACCUGAAUACGGGAUGGGAUGCAAAAUCUCAACAGCUGGUGAUGUGUAUGGUUUCGGGGUGCUGCUACUGGAGAUGCUCACGGCGAGGCGACCGACGGACGCGCUAUGUGGUAACGCUCUCAGCCUUCACAAGUAUGUUGACCUAGCUUUCCCCGACAGAAUUGCUGAGGUUCUAGAUCCCCAUAUGCCAUCUGAGGAGGACGAGGCGGCUGCAUCUCUACGUGUUCAGAAGUACAUUAUACCUCUGGUCAGCAUUGGCCUGAUGUGUACCAUGGAAUCGCCGAAAGAUAGACCAGGAAUGCAUGAUGUCUGUGCUAAAAUUGUUGCCAUAAAAGAGGCAUUUGUUGAGACCUUGUGA
Messenger RNA from Triticum turgidum subsp. durum (durum wheat), 3183 nucleotides. The record is from the annotation of a GenBank genome assembly. NCBI's taxonomy places the organism in Eukaryota, Viridiplantae, Streptophyta, Magnoliopsida, Poales, Poaceae.